UUGUCGCCGGGUUCCUUUUGUUCUCGCACACACACACACACACACAUACACACAUAUAUCUGUAAAAAUUGCACGAAUUAUACUUGCGCAAUUCGGUUCUGCGAUGCAGCGAAUUUUUAACGAGUGUUCGAUAAAUUGCGAUACGUUUAGUCGCGCGCGUAACGUAACGGUAUCGGUUGUAAUAUCGGUUCGGUGAAAACCCGACAUCUCUUUCUCUCUCUUCCCCCCCCCCCUCUUUCUCUCUCUCUCUCUCUCACUUUGGCAUUUCUCGUACGGCGCACUGGGAAUUAGCUCGUGGCCGUAACCCCUCAUUUACGCAACAAACGAGCUAGUUUCUUUGUUGCGCCCCGCGAACGAUUGCUUGGCUUUCGUCGGUUCAGCGAUACACGGCGUGCAAAUUCAAAGCGUUGCGUUGUCGACCGCGAUAGCGAUAGGGUUGCGAGAGGAGAAAAUCUCGGACUCUCCUCCGAUAAUUCGCGGCUUAGCUCCCCGAUGCAUUACGCGCAACUUGGUCGUUCUUUCCCCACCUUUUCUUUCCCCGUUUUUGUCUCUUCGCCGCAAUGAAUCGUCGUACGUAAGCAGUUAGAGAGACGCACGGUUCCUCCUUCGCUUCCCUAAAAGUUGGCCACUUCGUGACAAACACUCGUCUUCCUCGUCGACGUUAACCCAUGCAGUGUGAAUCCUGCUCGGAGCGGAGCGGUGACGUCACACCACGUGUGUCUUCUUCGUCGACGAAUGCGUUCCUGCUGGCCACACGCGAUGAGCUUCUCGAUUAGUGCAUCUAGUGUGCGUGGCCGUGGUUAUCCGGUUACACGUUGCCCCUCGCCGAACAGUCCGAUGGAGAUCAAGCAAUCGCCCAUUCCGGACAAUCUCGGUCGGUCGUUCAAAGAGUAAGACUGUGUGGUCCUGAAGUCGAUCAGACGAAUCAAUCGGUGCCUGGUAAUUUUUUAGAAGACAGAUGUAAAAGGUUGCCUUUCGUUCUCUUUCCUCCGACGUUACGUUCGAGAGACGUCCGGAACAAUUGGUCGGGAAAAAAAAUACGGAAUAAUCCAUGUGAAAUUUUUACGAGUUCUUUCCGCGUGUGUGAACAACGAUCACCAGCGAUGAAAUUCCAUUCUCAGCAAUCGGUCAAGAUGAUAUUAGCCUCUAAAUUGCAGACAUGUGUUGGUACGUCCUUCUGUUAGCCUUGGUGCAACACGCUGUUGCAAGUUCCCUCAAAGAACACCAGCUGCCGUUAUUCCAGCCGUCCCAAGAAGCCAGCACGUACGGUGGCGGCGCCGGGUGUUGCUCCUCCUGCCAAUUCAAAGAUACGCGCUAUAUGGAACGUGUCUGCGAGGGAACGAGUCCUUUCAUGACGCUCAUCCAAAAUGCCAUAUCUUCCAGAUGCGACAUCGCCGAUCCCUGCCGACGGAUGGGCACGGACGAGGUGCCGAGUGAGAACGAAUGGUACGACUUUGUAAUCGUGGGUGCCGGCACGGCGGGAUCGAUAAUCGCGCGGAGAUUGAGCGAUAACCCAUGGCGGAAGGUUCUACUUAUCGAGGCCGGCCCGGAAGAGCCGACGAUGACGGCUAUACCGGGGCUCGCGUUCAACGCUGUCAACACGUCUCUCGAUUGGAACUUCAAGACGGAACCGACAUCACCGCAUCCAACCGCUUGUUUGGAGACCGACGGCGUGUGCACUUGGCCGAGGGGCAAGAUGGUAGCCGGCACCGGCGGUUUCCACGGGAUGAUGUACGUCCGAGGUCAUCCUGAGAUCUACAACCGUUGGGCGAGAGCGGGCAAUCCGGGCUGGUCCUACGACGAAAUCGUCCACUACUUCGAACGGUUGGAGAAUCCGGCCGACCCGACGAUCUUGUCGGAUAAGUUUAGGAGCGUAAAGGAGAGCGGUCCGAUGAACAUUCAGUACUACCCGCACAGGCCGGAGUUCACGGACGUGUUGCUGAACGCCGCCAGCGAGCUCGGCUACAGGACCUCGCGGCUGAAGGAGUACAGCCAGACCGGUUUCAUGGUCGCGCCGAUGACAAUCGAGAACGGUAUGCGGAGCACGACCUCGAGGGCGUACUUGAGGCCUGUUCACGACCGCAGGAACUUGCGGGUGCUGAUAAACGCGCAAGUGACGAGGAUCCUGAUCAGCGAUUGGGAGAAGAGGGCUUACGGAGUGGAGCUGGUGGACAAGAACGGUCGCAAGCGGAUGAUCAAGUGCGGCAAGGAGGUGAUCUUGACAGCGGGAGCGGUCGGUUCGCCGCAUAUCCUCAUGAAUUCCGGCGUGGGUCCUGAGAAGGACCUCAACAGGCUCGGCAUCAGAGUGCACCAAGAUCUGCCGGUCGGCGAGAAUUUGCACAAUCAUGUGUCGGUGGCGGUGCCCAUGAGCAUCAGGGACAACCCGUACGAGGUUAUAACGAUAGACGCGGUGAACGAAUACUUGGAAAAAAAGAUGGGUCCGUUGGCCAGCACCGGCAUCACUCAGGUCACCGCCUUCCUCGAGAGCAGCUACGCGACUAACGGCAUGCCAGACAUUCAGGUGUUCUUCGACGGCUUCAGCUCCACCUGUCCGAAGACUGGUCUGCCCAACGAGUGCAACGGCAGAAUCGCCAACUGCCCGACUAGGAGGAACAUCGUGGCGAGACCUACGGUGGUCUACGCGGAGAGUCGAGGCGACAUGAAACUCCGCUCGUCCGAUCCCAUGGACCCACCGCUCAUCUAUCCGAAUUACUUCACGAACGAGAAGGACCUGACCGUUCUGCUCGAAGGGAUCAAGAAGGUCGUGAAGCUCGUUGACACGUCCACCAUGAAGAAGUGGGACCUCCGUUUGGAGCAAGUGAGAAGUCCGUUGUGCCAAGAUUUUCACUUCGGCACCGACGCCUUCUGGAAGUGCCAGAUACGGGCAGAGACCGGUCCGGAGAAUCAUCAGUCUGGCACGUGCAAGAUGGGACCCGGUACUGACCCAACCGCGGUAGUCGACUCGGAACUUCGGGUACACGGUAUACCAAACAUUCGCGUCGCCGACGCUUCUAUCUUCCCCAUCGUGCCAAACUCGAAUCCGAUCGCUGGUAUCAUGAUGGUGGCUGAGAAAGCAGCCGAUAUGAUUAACAACAGCUGGCCGCUGCAAUCUUGAACGUACACGAAUUCUGGUAUAUCAAGUUGUAAUAUAUAUUUUUUACGGUUGAUCAAUAAAACAAAUUUCUUUGAAUUAAUCGACCUUCUUUAAAUAAAUCAAGAGAGAGAUUUUGGAUUCUUUGGGCGCUACGAAAAACGCAGUGAUGAAGUACUUCUACGAUGGAAAUCCAGGUGAAUUAUACUAAAUAAA
Molecule: messenger RNA, 3307 nt
Organism: Harpegnathos saltator (Jerdon's jumping ant)
Lineage: Eukaryota; Metazoa; Arthropoda; Insecta; Hymenoptera; Formicidae
Product: glucose dehydrogenase [FAD, quinone]
Exons: 7
Coding region: 1160-3115 (651 amino acids)
Molecular function (GO): flavin adenine dinucleotide binding; oxidoreductase activity, acting on CH-OH group of donors
Source: RefSeq, a predicted model, not a curated record